Molecule: messenger RNA, 1074 nt
Organism: Closterium sp. NIES-65
Lineage: Eukaryota; Viridiplantae; Streptophyta; Zygnematophyceae; Desmidiales; Closteriaceae
Source: the annotation of a GenBank genome assembly
AUGCCCUUCAACCCAUUCUGGAAGCCACAGGCGUCACGCCCUCCACCCCAAAAACCCUCCCCCUCCCCCCUCUCCCCCAUAUUCCCUUCCCUGCAGCUUCCUCCCCCUUGCCCACGCGCCGUCUCCCAACCCCCCUUCCCGCUUUCCCAACCCGCCCGCCCUGUCCCCUCCCUGUUCCCCCCACCGCCAUCUCUCUCCACGUCCUUUUGGCAGUCAAACCUCAUUCCACUGUUCACACGUCUAGACAUGGUAUCAGUCGCUAGGUUAGGUCCGUACCUACAGUACCGUUCUUACCCCUGCUUCCCCACGCGCCGCGCCUACCCUCGCACGCUACCCUGCCCGUGCACCGGCCCGCGCACCGCGCCUGCCUGUAUGCUGCCCCGCGCGCCGCGCUUGCCUCCGCGCGCUGUCCCGCCCGUGCGCUGUCCCGCCCGUGCGCUGCCAGCGUACCGGGCCUGCCCGCACGCGCAGUCCUGCCCGUGCGUUGCCCUGCACACCGUGCCUGCCCGCACGCGCUUGCCGGUUCAAUACUCUGCCCCGCGCUGUGCCUGCCCGCGCGCGCUGCCUUACUUGCACGCGCUGCCCUGCUGCGCAUGCCCGCACACUAUCACGCGCGCCCCGCCUGCCCGUGCGUGCUGCCGCGCCGCGCCUUCCAGUGCGCUAUCCCGCGCGCCGUGCCUGCCCGCGCACGCUGCCCUAUCGCCACUGCCCCUGCACGACGUGCGUGCCUGCACGCGCUACCCUGCUGCGCCUGCCCGCACGCUGCCCCACGCGCAGCGCCUGCUUGCGCGUGCUGCCGCGCCACGCUUGCCCAUGCGCUGCCUCGUGCGCAGCGCCGGCCUGUGCGCCGCGCCUCCUGCCCGUGGGCGCUGCUGCCCUGCUGCCACUACCCUGCGCGCCUCCUGCCCGCGCGCGCUCCCUUGCCGCGCUUGCCCAAGCGCUACCCCGCGCACUGCGCCUGCCCGCGCGAGUCGCCUUGUUGCCACUGACCAGUGCGCCGCACCUGCCCGCGCACAGCUGCCCCGUGCACGGGCUGCCCCGCCGUGCGCGCGAACGCGCACUGCCCUGCCCUGA